CAUUUAGGGUGAACGGCCCUCUACUGGCCGUGUCAGAGAGAGAGAGAGCUCAGACACCAGCAUCAAACCAGUUUACUCCAUCGCUCCAGUAUUGCAAAUCUGUGAUUGCAACCGCACUGAUGAAACGUCGUUUGGACACCGGACACCCGCAAUUAAACGAUCCUCAUCUAAUGUUGUCAAUGUCGGAAUUUCUUUUGAGUAUGCAAAAUGUGGAAAAGAUGAGUUUACCGCCUUCGACUGUCGUCAGCGAUAUAUAGCCAUCCGGGAUAGCCAUAGCAUUAAUUAAGUGAACAUUCCUUGAAUCCUUGCUGAAACCUAGAAUUGCAUUGCAUUGCAUUUAUUAGUACCAGACGCAACCCUGGCCAACUAAAGACUGAUUGCGGCUAUAGACGGUACAUCGGACUUCGACACAACCCGAAGGAGAACUUCACACAUUUCCCAAGGCGUGCACACUCUCAACAGUGCUCCAAAUUUUCCUUGAAAGCCCAAUUAAUUUCGAUAGUUUCAGCUAUAAUACCGUUAUAUUCUGCGAAAUCAUGGCUAGGCCUUGACCUCGCUUGACCUCGCUUGACGUGUUGUCUGCAUUUUUGUUGUGAUCACGUGACAACCAGAAUACCAUUGUCUGUGUAGAUAAAGAACGAGCUGCGUACACUAUAACAACAGACGUCGCUGCAGGAGACCCCAAAGGCAUAUCAACCAGUGGGAGAACCCCAGCUACCACCAAGAUGUUACAGCCGGAGAUGUCAGACAUGCCCAUGAGUGCCAUGAGCCGGGAAAUGACCACCAGACGAUCUCGUCGGCAGAAUACGAACAGGGAGAACGAGUCCGAGGAGAUCACCAAGCUCAAAGAGAGACACACCAUCCUGGGCGCGGUGAAGAAAGUUGUCCGGGCCGUCAUCCCGCACCUAGUGCUCUUGGGUGUACUUUUCGUGUACCUGGGCUUCGGGGCGUGGGUCUUCUCCACGCUGGAAAACAGCUGCUCCCUCGAAUGCUACAGGGAGCUUGAUGAAGCCAAGGUGAAGAUGAGGGGGAUCGCCAUCAAUAGAACAACUUGCACCCCUUCAGGGUCCACGCCCCUUCCUCCUCAAGAUGCGAUUGGUCGGACGAGUUCCUCUAGCACGAAGGGUGCUGGCAAAGGGACGCCUUACGAAAGCAGUGAAGCUUGUGAUGAUGACGCUAUGGUGGAAGAGAUGGAUGAACAGUUUGAUGUCGUGAUGAAGAAGAUGGUACGUUCUGGAAUGACGAUUGGAAGGAUGGAUUCUCUGCUAGUAGGUCGAACCUGGAAUCUCAGCAGCGCUAUGCUAUUCAGUAUGACGACCAUUACCACCAUCGGAUACGGAGACAUUGCUCCUGAAACUACCGGAGGGCGUAUUUUCUGCAUCUUCUACUGCAUCGUUGGAAUACCACUGGCCCUGCUCUGCUUGGCAAACAUCGGCAACCUCCUGGCCCGACUCACUCUCAAGACCUGCAGGGCAACCCACUACUGUCUUGUUGUACGCCACAAGGUCGGCGCUAGCUGUCGAAGAUGCCGCGGAACCUCUAAAAGUCACCCCGAAACAUCGUCUCAGAGGAAAAUAAUUAACGGGGAAGUGGAAAUAUCAAUGGAAAAAGUUGGCAGACCGCCUGCGUAUGAAUCUAAAGAGAAAGAAGCCGAUCGAGCUAACGCAAACAAAACGUCAGAUGCGAAUACGAAUGAUCACGCAAUUACACGCUCGGUAUCGAUAGCCACGGAUAGACCGACGUCGCAACCGCACGGCGUGACCAAGCAACCGAGUUCGGAUGUGUGCGAGCUAGGGUCGGGCGCGGGCGUACCGUCCUGCGGUUGCCCACCUAACCAAUGUCAGUGCGAGCAUAAGCCGGACGUGCUCGAGGAAGUCCCGCUUCUCGUUAUAGUCGCCAUUUUGAUAAUCUACAUGUGUGGGGGCGCUGCGUGGAUGGCUUCAGCGGAGGGAUGGGACUUUGGCACAGGGAUUUAUUUCAUGUUUAUAACGCUCACCACCAUAGGGUUCGGUGAUGUUCUGCCCAUGAAGCACUAUGCUGCUGAUACGUUCAUACCCUGUCUCUUCUUCACGCUGUUUGGUCUCGCCAUCAUGUCCAUGUGCAUUGCACUUGUCCAGGUUAAAGUUUUGCGGGGCUACCAGUUGAUAACGACGAAGCUUGGUCUGUGCUGAGACGAAUAACAAUUAGAAUCAAAUAACUUGCAAGUUAAUGUGGUGGUGGUGGUUAUUUUACCUGACUGCUAAGAAAGCACAAAUGCUUGUUAGUAAGCAACCAGAGGACCGACAGCUUUAGGUCACCUCCGAGUAUGAUCAAAGAGAAUUUGAUUCUUUUCCUGUCAGAUGCAGAUUUGCCAUGAAAACGAGUCCGUUCUUUGAAGGCACUUUCACCUGUUGCGUUCAGAUAUCCAAGGUUUUAAGAUGUAAGUUCAUGCAUUCGAAAGAUGGAAAACAGAUCUGGUCCAACUGAAUGAACGUCGCUGUCGGACGAAACCUGCAAGCCAAUACUCAGAUCCAGCUGGAUCCUUGACGCUUAUUUGCAAGGAAAGCUGCAAAAGAAAGCUGCAUACUUUAUUAUACAGCUUUGUUAAAUGGAAACAUCGUGUUGGUCUGUGUCACUGACACGUGAAGACAAGAAGAAACAAAAAUCAGUGAUUUCAUGAAAGUGGACUUUUUCGUAACCAGAAGACGAAAGAAAAAGAACUUCAGAUCACUGAUCUCCCCCAAAUCGAUUUCCUUGGAGCAAGACGUUACGAAGAGAAGAUUCCUGGGACCCGUUUCACAAGCCCUUUUUUCAACGACAAAUGACAACAACCAGUGACAAAUCGGCUGAUAACCAAUCAGAAUCAAGGAUUUCACUAGCUUAUAACAAAAAACUGUCAUUUUUACAAAUGAAAAGUUUUGUAAAAUGGGGCCCUGAUAUGAUACUUCUGUCACACCGCCAAACCGACUGAUUUCUGACCAUUGUGGAUAGUGUAAUUUCUCGUCCGGUCUGUAGUCGGUCACGUUGUGAUGUGAUUGAGGUAUUACUUGGGACGAGGAGACGCGAAGACGACUUUCCUGAUCUUGUGCAGUCCGAUUUAUACGAGAAUGGGACAUCCGAGUAGACCAACAGCCCAGGAGAGCAACACAUUUGGUUGGUGACCCUUCGAAAAAGUUGUCAGAAGGUCUACUAAACAGACACGUCAGUUUCACAGACCGUGCGUCGGUAUCAUGAACCCUCAGAAACCUUUUCAGAAGGCCCGCAAGACCAAUACUGUCGGUACAUGGGCUGUCGGUCUUGUAGGUCGAUGAUCAAGUCGGCCCUAUUUAGGACAAGCAAUCGAGAUGACGAGAUCUUCAGGACGAACGAGUAGAUGAGGCGAUAUGCGACGAAUAAUUUCAUAAUAGUGUUUAUCUCAAAUGAGAUGAAUCCUUGAAAUCCAGGGUUGCAUAUUAAAAAUGCCUCUUGCCUUUACAAUAGUUUCAAGAUCUUGUAUUGCGUUGUUGCUAUCACGUCUUGCUGUACGCGGGAGUCGACUAAUACAGCGAAAUAUUUCAUUUUGAAGGAUGUUGUAUGGAGCUUUUGAGCUUCCAUUUAAUUUUCGAACGGAACCAUGUGCAUUGUUGCCCUUAAAGUUGGAGUAAUCUUUUACCUCUUUUCAUGAAAUGAUUGUGAUAAUAUGGUUUAUUUUGUAUAUAUAAAUUCAUAUCCUCUCAGAACUUCACUUUUUGAUCUUAAUGACUUUUUAGAUUGAUAACUGAAGCUCUGUGAAAAUAUUUACCUUAUCAAUAUUAAAAAUAUGCCUAUAUUUGCAGUCACUUCAUGAAAAGAGGUAAAACAAAUUAUAUUCUAACUUUACGGACAACGAAGUAUAUAUGAAUGGUCUGUUAUUGGCAUAAUACAUAUGCCUACAUUGCUGAAUUAUUGAAUAUAUUAUUGUUGUAUUGUUUACGAAGUCUUUGCAAGUCAUAUCAUCAAUUUCUAUGUAUUUACUUUCCAAUAUCAAUGCUAGUAUAGUAUACGCUAUAUAUACUCGGGCUGCAAAAAAGCUGCUAACUAAAAAAAUCAAUUGACAUGAAAAGCUCAUUAUGGAAAGAAUUAUUUUAUUGCAUACGAGCAUAUCCGUUCAAAAGUAACUUUGAUUAAUAUAGCUGUAAUAGAAACUUUAUAAUUGCCUCCAAAAUCUUGCCUAAUGGUCAAUUAAACCGUUUCAACGUUAAUUAAUUUAUGGACUCACGUCAUCUGGCUAAUUAACGGAAAUGAUUUUACAAACAAAUUUCUGCCUCAUCCGUGUUACAUCUAAUAACAAAUACAGAGUCGUGUAUUUUUUGAGAAGGUAAAGGGAUUGAAUAUUUGAAUUAUAUAUUUAUAAAACAUUGUCCACUGUUGGCGGAACAUUUUCUUCAUCAUGUUCACGUAAUGGCCGAAGACACUAUAAUAAUAUGUUAACCUUUAAUUUGUAAGGCUGAAAUAUCGGCAAAAAAGUCGUAAUUAUUCGUAAAAUCGACCUGAAAUCAAUUUUAUAACCGUUCAUUUUCUACCAAAAAGUAUUUCAUCAUGUUCAUAGAUUCAUAAUUACACUUUUCAGUGAAAAAGAAAUAUUCAAAGAACUGCAGAAGUGAUGUGUGAAAUUUUUCAAUCAUUUCAAC
Molecule: messenger RNA, 4628 nt
Organism: Strongylocentrotus purpuratus (purple sea urchin)
Lineage: Eukaryota; Metazoa; Echinodermata; Echinoidea; Camarodonta; Strongylocentrotidae
Product: TWiK family of potassium channels protein 7
Exons: 5
Coding region: 726-2171 (481 amino acids)
Biological process (GO): potassium ion transmembrane transport; stabilization of membrane potential
Cellular component (GO): membrane
Molecular function (GO): potassium ion leak channel activity
Source: RefSeq, a predicted model, not a curated record